CAGAGAGAGGUAGGGAAAUCAUUCCGUGGACCCAACUGGUGGACCAGGUGGAUAUGAACUAGCCCACACAUUCAGCUUGAGAACCGUAGGCUACUCAUCUACGACUCGGUUUAUUCGUGUGUGACACGUUAGUUUUCUUUGUCAUUUUAGUCUUCUGGUGGUCUUUUUAUUUAAACGUAAAAAAUGCCUGGCAACGGGACCUUCUUGGUGCUGGAAAAUUACAUAGGGGGUAAAUUUGUGCCCGGCUCUGCUCAUAUCGACUCGUACGACCCGUCCACCGGAGAAGUUUACUGCAAAGUUCCGGACAGCGGACGUGAGGAGGUGGACGCUGCGGUGAAGGCGGCCAAAAAGGCCUUCCCUGAUUGGUCCGCCAGGAGUCCGGCUGAAAGGGCCCAGGUGAUGAACAAGCUGGCCGAUCUGAUGGAGGCCCGCCUGGAGGAGUUUGCCCAGGCCGAGUCCAAAGACCAGGGGAAGACCAUAACGUUCGCCAGCACCGUGGACAUCCCCCGGUCGGUGCACAACUUCCGCUUCUUCGCCUCGUCUGUGCUUCAUCACACAACCGACUGCAGUCAGAUGGACCACAUGGGUUGCCUCAACUACACCAUCCGCUCCCCAGUAGGAGUGGCGGGGCUCAUCAGUCCCUGGAAUCUGCCCUUGUACCUGCUCACCUGGAAGAUCGCUCCAGCCAUCGCCGCGGGCAACACUGUAGUGGCCAAACCCAGUGAGAUGACCUCCGUCACCGCCUGGAUGAUGUGCAAACUAAUGAACGAGGCUGGUGUGCCCCCUGGUGUGGUGAACAUAGUGUUCGGCACAGGCCCCAGCGCGGGCGACGCUCUUGUCGGCCACCCCGACGUGCCGCUGGUGUCGUUCACGGGGAGCACGGCGACGGCGCGCGUCAUCACCGAGCGCGGCGCCCCCUACUGUAAGAGGCUCUCGCUGGAGCUCGGGGGAAAGAACCCCGCCAUCGUGUUCGCCGACGCCGACAUGGAGCAGUGCGUCUCCACCACCGUGCGCUCCAGCUUCUCCAACCAGGGAGAGAUCUGUCUGUGUACCAGCAGGAUAUUUGUGGAGAGAAGUGUUUUCCCAGAAUUCUUGGAGAAGUUUGUGGCAGCUGCUCGGAAGUGGAAGACCGGCGUACCCACGGAUGUCUCCAACAACAACGGGGCUCUGAUUAGCAAGGAACACCUGGAGAAGGUGCGAGGCUUUGUGAAGGUGGCCCGUGACGAGGGCGCUCAGGUGCAUUGUGGGGAGGGCGUCGACCAGCUGGUUCUCCCGGAGAGCAACCGGAGUGGCUACUUCAUGGCCCCCACCGUCAUCAGCGGGGUCGCCGACUCCUCGCGCGUGAUGCAGGAGGAGAUCUUCGGGCCUGUCACCUGCGUGACGCCCUUUGACCUGGAAGAGGAAGUGAUCUCGCGGGCCAACGGCGUGCGCUUCGGCCUGGCGGCCACGGUGUGGACGCGGGACGUGGGCCGCGUCCACCGCGUUGCCGGGCGACUGCAGUCGGGCCUGGUGUGGACCAACUGUUGGCUGGUGCGGGACCUGAACCUUCCGUUUGGAGGGAUGAAGCAUUCUGGAGUGGGGAGGGAGGGAGGGAAAGACUCCUAUCACUUCUUUACUGAGGUCAAAACAGUCACCGUUAAACAAUGAGCUGAACAUGUUUACAGUAUGUACACACACACAAAACAUACACAAUGACAUACACACACACACAGACGCAGAGAGAGAGAGAGACACACACACAAAACACAAUGACAUAUACACAUACAGAACUAAUCCCAUUGCACACAACGACACCAAUACAAGCAGAGCAUAAGCAAACCACAUUCAUGUAACACAAACACACACACACACACACACACACAAUCAACACCCUAGGGAAGAGAAGGCCAUGACAGAGACAAGCUUACAGGUAUGAGGUAACACUCACAAACUGUGCCAGUGUACUUAGUUUAGCAGGUACUAUUUACUUUAGCAUAUGUAAUUUAGUGACUUUAGAGUAGUUUUGAAAUAGUUUAGAUAUUGUGUAGGGAAUGUAGAGAAUUUUUGUUUAUUAUUUUAGUGUAGGAUUUAUAAAUGAGCUGCUAUUACAGUAUGAACAUUUAUUAGCAUCAGGCUGGGGAGUAGAUAACACCAGAGACUCUCAGUAUUUCUGUGUGUGUUACUCUGUAGCACUUCAACCAAAGGACACAACACUUGAGCAUGUAGUUCACUUGUGCAUUACAGUAGCAAUGCUGCGAACAACUCAAGCUGUAUGAGUUUAAUGGGGCCACACCAAACCAUGCACGUGUGUGUGUGUUGCAGUGCCUGAGCCGGACAUCAUGAUGUCUGAAAAUUGCUGUCAAUCCUGUUUUGAUGCAUUGGUGCUUACAUAACUGGUUUUCUCUUAAUACUGUGUUGUUAAUGCAAUUUUUUAGUGACUUAGAAAGUGUCUUUCCUUCAUGAACUGUAAGCUUUUUGUGUCCAGAAUAAACGAGAGGAUACUCACUUCCUUGUUUCUC
Molecule: messenger RNA, 2498 nt
Organism: Sardina pilchardus (European sardine)
Lineage: Eukaryota; Metazoa; Chordata; Actinopteri; Clupeiformes; Clupeidae
Gene: aldh8a1
Product: aldehyde dehydrogenase 8 family, member A1
Exons: 7
Coding region: 184-1647 (487 amino acids)
Biological process (GO): retinoic acid metabolic process
Molecular function (GO): retinal dehydrogenase (NAD+) activity
Source: RefSeq, a predicted model, not a curated record